AUGGCGGGGGAUUGUGCUCACGUGAACCUAUUAGUACUGUUUCUCAACGCCAGAGCAGGUGCAGAGGUCCCAAGGGUACCGGCUCUUGUGACUGGUACUCUUAAUAUGGCAUUGGCAAGGAUUGCAAGGAAUGGCUUUAGACGGUCGGGAGGAACCAUUGGCAAUUACAGAAGUGAGAGGGAUGUACUUUGUGAGGGAUUAUACGCACAUAAGAGCCCCAUUCCUUCUGUCGAAAAUGUUACUGCUGGUCGCAACGUGUCAUACCUUUCAAGCAUCAAGAAGGGAGAUCAUGUGAGUUUCGGUAGCAGGGGAAUAAGGGUAACCCCACAUUACCAAUUUGCUCAAGCACAGAGGAUUGAGGAGGAGUCUGAUUCCGAGAGCGAAAACAAUGAAAACCAAAGGUAUCCUAGUUUGGAAGCCAACAAGCCAGGGGAAAAGCCUAGGGUGGUUGUCCUUGGCACCGGAUGGGCAGCAUGUCGGUUCCUUAAAGGACUAGACACCAAAAUAUAUGAUGUUGUUUGCAUAUCACCGAGAAACCACAUGGUUUUCACUCCUUUGCUUGCAUCAACUUGCGUUGGAACUCUGGAAUUCCGAUCAGUAGCUGAACCAGUCAGUCAUAUACAGUCUGCAUUGGCAAAGGAUCCCAAUUCCUACUUCUACCUGGCCUCCUGCACUGGAAUUAAUAUGGACAAACAUGAGGUGUACUGUGAGACUGUUAGUGAUGGUGGACUUCCUCGUGAACCUUAUCAAUUUAAAGUUGCAUAUGACAAGCUUGUAAUUGCUGCUGGAGCUGAGCCAUUAACCUUUGGUAUAAAAGGAGUGAAGGAACAUGCAUUUUUUCUUCGUGAGGUAAAUCAUGCCCAAGAAAUAAGGAAGAAGCUUCUCUUGAACCUGAUGCUCUCUGAAAAUCCUGGUAUGUCUGAAGAAGAAAAAGAGCGCAUGUUACACUGUGUUGUUAUUGGAGGUGGCCCUACUGGAGUAGAGUUUAGUGGUGAAUUGAGUGAUUUUGUCAUGAGAGAUGUUCGCGAGCGGUAUACUCAUGUGAAGAACUACUUUAGAGUCACCCUCAUUGAGGCAAAUGAAAUUUUAUCUUCAUUUGAUGUUGGACUACGGCAAUAUGCAGCAAAGCAUUUAAACAAGCACGGUGUUAGACUUGUGCGAGGUGUAGUGAAAGAGGUGCAGCCCAAAAAAAUUGUUCUCAGUGAUGGAAGUGAUGUUCCUUAUGGUCUCUUGGUCUGGUCCACUGGGGUUGGUCCAUCUGAGUUCACGAAAUCGCUAAAUCUUCCUGUGUCCCCAGGUGGAAGAAUUGGUGUUGAUGAAUGGUUGAGCGUCCCUUCUGUGGAAGAUGUAUUUGCACUUGGAGAUUGUGCUGGUUUUCUCGAACAGACCGGGAGGCCAGUGCUUCCAGCUCUAGCUCAGGUUGCAGAAAGGCAAGGGAAAUAUCUUGUGGAGUUGUUCAAUAAAGUUGGGAAGCAGAAUGGGGGCAAGGCUUUCAGUGCAAAGGACGUCCCUCUGGCAGACCCUUUCGUCUAUAAGCAUCUGGGAAGUAUGGCAUCUGUUGGGCGGUAUAAGGCACUGGUUGAUCUACGCCAGUCCAAGGACGCCAAAGGAAUCUCACUUGCGGGGUUCGUAAGCUGGUUGGUGUGGCGCUCUGCUUACCUGACGCGAGUUUUGAGCUGGAGGAACAGGUUUUAUGUGGCUGUGAACUGGGCAACCACACUAGUCUUCGGUAGGGAUAACACAAGGAUAGGGUGAGAGAGAGUAAUCAAGUAACAGGACGUCACUCUUUUGCACUAUUUUUGGACCUAUUUGGUUUACUGAAGGAUGGGAUUGGAUUAUGUAACCCCCUGUUGGAUUAUUAUCCCAUUUUAAGGUGGGAAUAUGCGG
Molecule: messenger RNA, 1887 nt
Organism: Ilex paraguariensis (yerba mate)
Lineage: Eukaryota; Viridiplantae; Streptophyta; Magnoliopsida; Aquifoliales; Aquifoliaceae
Source: the annotation of a GenBank genome assembly